Archocentrus centrarchus (flier cichlid) is the source of this 1751-nucleotide messenger RNA. Its product is annotated as keratin, type II cytoskeletal 8-like. The coding region runs from base 126 to 1481 and encodes 451 amino acids. Gene Ontology annotation, molecular function: structural constituent of skin epidermis. The transcript is spliced from 10 exons. Gene Ontology annotation, biological process: keratinization; intermediate filament organization. The record is from RefSeq and is a predicted model, not a curated record. Lineage: Eukaryota; Metazoa; Chordata; Actinopteri; Cichliformes; Cichlidae. Gene Ontology annotation, cellular component: keratin filament.
CACUCACCUGUGUCACGUCUCUCUCUGCCUCAUCAUCUGUUUUCUUCAUAGUCCAAGUCUUCAUUUUCAUCCUCCACCUGUUCUCCAUCCAAUCGUUGAUCCAUCGUUUUUCAUCGCUGUCCAUCAUGAGUCUGAGUCGUACCAAACGAAUCAGCUCCAGUAACUCGGUUCGGAGCAGCGGCGGCUCGAGGAGGCUGAGUGGUUUCGGUCCAGUUCAGGUGGGUUUCAGCGGCAUCUCCCUCAGCAGCAGCUCUCUGUAUGCGGGCAGCAACGGGCACCACCACAGCCUGGGGGCCCCGCUGGCAUCCCUGUCGGUCAACAAGAGCCUGCUGGCUCCCCUCAACCUGGAGAUCGACCCAAACCUGUCUAUGAGCCGAGCUCACGAGAAGGAGCAAAUCAAGAGCCUCAACAACCGCUUUGCGAGCUUCAUAGAUAAGGUACGCUUCCUGGAACAGCAGAAUAAGAUGCUCGAGACGAAACUGGAGCUGCUGCAGGGUCAGGGGGUCGGCCGGUCCAAUGUGGAGCCCCUGUUUGAGGCCUACAUGGCAGGCCUGAGGCGCCAGAUGGACCUGGUCAACAACGACAAGAUCAAGCUGGACGGGGAGCUGAGGAACAUGCAGGGUCUGGUGGAGGACUACAAACACAAAUAUGAAGAUGAAAUUAAUAAGAGAAACAACCUGGAGAAUGACUUCGUUAUCCUAAAGAAGGAUGUAGAUUCAGCCUACCUGGUCAAGGCUGAUCUGGAGGAUAAAGUUGGAGCUUUGACUGAUGAAAUCAACUUCCUGCGUAACGUCUACGAGGAGGAGCUGCGUGAGCUGCAGGCCAGCAUCAAAGACACCUCAGUGGUGGUGCAGAUGGACAACAGCCGCAGCCUGAACAUGGAGCAGAUCGUAGCUGAGGUCAAAUCUCAGUACGAGGAGAUUGCAGCCCGCAGCCGGGAGGAGGCAGAGGCCUGGUACAAGAACAAGUUUGACCAAAUGUCAGUCCAGGCCAGCCAGUUUGGAGACGAGCUCCGCAUCGUGAAGGGAGAGGUCGCCGAGAUCACCCGGCUGAUCGGCCGCCUGCAGAGCGAGAUAGAAGCUGUCAAAGCACAGCGUGCUAGUCUGGAGAACCAGCUGGCCGAGGCGGAGGAGCGUGGAGAACUGGCUGUGAAAGAAGCCAAAGCUCGGAUCAGAGACCUGGAGGAGGCUCUGCAGAGAGCCAAGCAGGACAUGGCCCGGCAGCUCCGGGAGUACCAGGACCUGAUGAACCUGAAACUGGCUCUGGACAUCGAAAUUGCCACCUACAGGAAGCUGCUGGAAGGAGAGGAGGACAGACUUGGACAGCAGUCCAUCCUCAACAUCCAGCCCAUCUCCAGCUACAGUUUCUCUGCAGGUACUAAAAGCACUAAUGGCUACCAAAGCGCCUCCAGCUCUCCUGCCCCGAAGCUGCUGAUAAAGACGAUUGAGACCAGAGAUAACAGCAGAUACAGCUCUCACUGAGAGCGCGCUCCCUAAAUGUGUUUCAUGGCUUUACUUAGAAUAAAGGGGAAAUUAAUCAUGUGUAUGGCAAAAUAAAGCAGGGUUGGUCCGGGGUUUGUUCUUUGCUUCUGAUAUGAUUGUUUAAUUUAGUCUGCUGAGUAUUUGAUCGACACUGAGUGUUAGUUACUGUCUAAUCUGAGAUUAUAGGAUUAUAAUAACGUGGUUUAUUUAGUUUAGCUGUUUAUAAUCAGAGUUUUGAUGCUACAUAAAGAACAUGAGGAGUCGUUUAGU